CUGCUGGGAACCAAUCUUUCUCGUCGAAGUUUCCUGUCGACUAUUUAAACUAUCGGAGGAACCACAGUGGGAGUACGCGCACCGUUCAUCAGACUAGCUUGAGGCAGCCGUUGGUGUGGUGAGUGAAUCCAGAGACAGACGACUAACCAUGACUUCACUGGGGAGCAGCAGUUCCUCAACCACAGAAUACAUUGUGCGUGUCCCCAAAAACACCAGCAAGAAGUACAACAUCAUGGCUUUCAAUGCAGGAGACAGAGUCAGCUGUUCAACAUGGACACAGGCUCGUAUGGAAAGAGACAUGAGUGCUCGGCGGAUAUACGGGGAGGAAGAGACGCCGGAAGGUGCGGCUGGUAGUGAGUUUGGCAAAAAACAACGAGAGGAAGCACGGCGGAAAAAGUUUGGUAUUGUGACACGUGAGUUCAAAGCGGAGGACCAGCCCUGGAUUCUCAAGGUCAAUGGCAAGGCUGGCAAGAGGUUCAAAGGUCUAAAGAAAGGCGGUGUUACAGAGAAUGCAUCCUACUACAUCUUUACACAGUGUCCGGAUGGAGCUUUUGAGGCCUUCCCUGUCCAUGGCUGGUACAACUUUACACCGCAGGCCAAGCACCGAACUCUCACUGCUGAGGAGGCUGAGGAGGAGUGGGGCAGGAGGAACAAGGUGGUGAAUCACUUCAGCAUCAUGCUUCAGAGGCGACUCCGGGAGCAGGAGCGUGGUGAGGAUGAGGAGGAUGAGGGAGAGAAAUCGGGAAAGAAGAAAAAGAAGGGGGGUGGCGCUAGAGGGGGCGACCUGCGCAUUCACGACCUGGAAGAUGAACUAGAGAUGAGCAGCGAUGACAGCGACAGCAGUAUGGGGGAAGAUGGAGAGAGCAAGACAAAAGCGAAGAAGGACACCGGGAAAGGCAAAGCAAAGAAGAAGAAGCGAAAGAGCAAUGAGAGCGAGGCCUUGGAAGACAGUGAUGACGGUGACUACGAGGGCCUAGAGGUGGAUUACAUGUCAGAUGAAAGCAGCUCAGAUGAAGAGCCAGAAAAGGGAAAGCCCAGCAAAGGAGAGGACCUCCCUAAAGGGAUUGAUGAGGCAUCUGAAAGCGAGGAAGAGAGUGAGGAGGAGAAACAGAAUGACGAGGAGGCAAAAGAGGAGGAGGAAGAGGAGGAAGGAAAGAAAACCCCGGUCCAAAUGGAAAAGAAGAAGAAAAAAGACAGCAGCGGAGAAUCGGACAGCUCAGACGACAGUGACAUCGAGGGAGAGACGGCCUCUGCUUUGUUCAUGAAGAAGCGCACUCCUCCUAAACGUGGAGGUGGACGUGGCUCUGCAGGAAGCUCCAGGACUGGCAGUCGCCCUGGGACACCAUCCAUCGACUCUGCCUCCACCUCCAAUACACUCCGUGCUGCUGCCAGCAAGCUAGAGCAAGGUAAGAGACAGACUCAGGGUCCUGCUACUGACUCACCAGCUGCCAAAAGGCUGAAGAUGGAGACCAGCAGUCAGAGCCCUGUUCCCUCUGGGAAGAGCACACCUCAACCUCCAUCAGGAAAAUCCACCCCCAGCUCCAGUGAUGUGCAGCUGACAGAGGAAGCGGUCCGGCGCUACCUGAUCCGUAAACCGAUGACCACCAAAGACCUGCUGAAGAAGUUCCAGACCAAGCGCACAGGUUUGAGCAGUGAGCAGACUGUCAACGUGCUCGCACAGAUCCUGAAGCGCCUGAAUCCAGAGCGCAAGAAUGUUAAUGACAAAAUGCACUUCUACCUCACCGAAUAACCUGUGGAAGCGAGGGACGGGGAGGGUGGAGAAGGAUAAGGAGGACAGGAAAGGACUAAAAAUUAACUUCUUCAGGUGAAAAGUUAUGGUGUUUCUGGAAACCGUGACCCCCCUGGAAGAGGGGUUAUGUGUUUCUUUUUAAUAAAUAGCUUGAGUUGUGACGUGCCACAGGAUCAGAGGUUGAAACUAUCUUCACAGGUGGCAUUUAUCAAAAAAUAUUUUGUUGAUCAUCUUGCAUUUGUUUUUCAUAGUCCGAAAUCUCACAUUAAACAGCAUAAAAUUUAACAGCUCAAUCUCUGUAUGAUUACUCUCCACAUGUCAACAGUUCAACGUAGAACUGGAUGAAUGAGAAGAAAGUCUUUAAACGUGUUUUUCUAGUGGAUAAAAGUUUUUCUAAUAAAAUGUAAAAUGUG
Molecule: messenger RNA, 2163 nt
Organism: Toxotes jaculatrix (banded archerfish)
Lineage: Eukaryota; Metazoa; Chordata; Actinopteri; Toxotidae
Gene: gtf2f1
Product: general transcription factor IIF, polypeptide 1
Exons: 14
Coding region: 149-1750 (533 amino acids)
Biological process (GO): positive regulation of transcription elongation by RNA polymerase II; transcription initiation at RNA polymerase II promoter
Cellular component (GO): transcription factor TFIIF complex; nucleus
Molecular function (GO): RNA polymerase II general transcription initiation factor activity; TFIIF-class transcription factor complex binding; DNA binding
Source: RefSeq, a predicted model, not a curated record